CCAGAUCGCACACGCGCGUCUCAGCGGCUGCGUCGACGCUUCGCAGCUGUACCUUCCGCUCGGAGCCUUUCGGAGCCAGCGGCUGCUCGACUGUCACGCGCCGGACCCAGUGCUGGGCAGACGGGUCCGAGCAGCAGCACGGCGCCGGGAGACGCACGACACCUCCCGGCUCGCGGUGGACUCGUUCGGGACCGGGGUCCGCUCCUCCGCCGCCUCCGGGCUGCGAGCGUCCGCGCUCCUCAGACGCGAUCGCCGCCGCGACCGACGCCGCGUGACCGGGGGACGGGUCGACGCCGACGGGAGCCGGGCGGCGAAGCGUCCGCCCCUGGAGACGCUGCUGGUGCCGCGAAGGGAAGGGAAGACUUUAGUGGGACAGCGGCACCGGCGCGGAAUUAUUGUUAGAUAACAGCCUCGUGGGUUCACACCGAAAUGGGAAAAGAAACCUCCGUCGCCUUUUAAGAUGUUUCCUCACCACAGAGAGAGGGAGCAGCCCAUCUUCAGCGCCCGGGCCCACGUUUUCCAGAUCGACCCAGCCACCAAGAGGAACUGGAUCCCAGCCAGCAAGCAUGCCGUCACCGUGUCCUUCUUCUACGACGCCAACCGGAGCGUGUACCGCAUCAUCAGCGUGGGCGGGACCAAGGCAAUUAUCAAUUGCACAGUUACACCCAGCAUGACGUUCACCAAAACCUCCCAGAAGUUCGGUCAGUGGGCCGACAGCCGGGCCAACACCGUCUACGGCCUGGGAUUCGCUACGGAGCAGCAGCUGCAUCAGUUCUCCGAGAAGUUCAAGGAGGUGAAGGAUGCGGCUCGUCUGGCGCGGGAGAAGUCUCAGGACAAGGACCUGGCCAACACCGCCCUGACCAUCGCUGCUCCUCAGUUCUCGCAGGACCUCUCGGACGAACUCCAGUCGCCGCCGGUGAUGUGCGUGAACGGGCCGGAGGACAAGCUGUUCCGCAGCCAGAGCGCCGACAUCACGCUGUCCUCGGAGAAGGAGCGCAUCAAGAAGAUGCUGUCCGAAGGGUCCAUCUGUGAGAUGAACCUGGAGUCGGAGCUCUUCACCCUGCAGGACAGCAACUCCAAGCUGGUGGCGGCGCUGCACGAGGCCAACGCCAACGUGGAGCAGUGGAAGAAGCAGCUGGCAGCGUAUCAGGAGGAGACGGAGCGGCUGCGAGACCAGGUGGCAGACCUAGAGGCCCAUGGAGGCCAAGGCCCCAGUGACCUGCUGAAGGAUGAGCUGACCCAGUCCCUGGAGGAGCUGGAGGCCCUGCUGAAGGCCAAAGAUGAGGAAAUCCAUAUUUUGCAAAGCAAGAAAGCAGAGUACCAUGAGAUGGAGCACGACAGGGAUGAAGCCAUGCACAGAUUACGGGAGAUGGAGAUGCGUAAUUCAGAGCUGGAGCGGCGCAUCCAGAACACAGAGCAGAACCUGAGUAACUCUCUGGAGGAUCGGGACCGCGUGGACGUGGAGAUCCAGAGGGCCAUCGAGAUUCUGGACAUCAAGAUCUUUGACCUGAACGACCUUCGCCAGAGCUUGUUCAAACUCAUCGACAAGUAGGAGACGCCAAGACGAUCCACGGCAGAGUGUGAACGCGAGACGGGGGGUUGUCGGGGGCGACGGGGAGGCGAGAAGAAGCCGGUCCCUGCCCUCUUCAAGCACAAGAACCGCCUCGGCUGCAGGAAGGUGGCUCCACAUCUGUGCAGCUGUGGCCUCGGCAGCAGCACACACACACGUUAAUGCUCGUUGAGUCUAAUGUAACGCUUCAUGUUGCUUUCAAGGGUAACACUCAAUGCAAUAAACUAACUUUAAGGUAAGUGCUUCACGUUGCUAGACAUUUAAAAUCAAUGACUGGUGCUUGUAGUUUUUCAUAAAUAUGACUUUUGUAUAAAACAGGUGAAACCAAACAAACACAAACAGCCGAUGCAGUGUCAGUAUGAUCAACUAGAGGCCUUGUUUCUGCCAUUUUACCGCUGAUUGUUCUGCAAAAUGAGUCCAUGCAUUAAGGGAAAGGAUCAGCAACGUAGCUUUGUAGUUCGCCCUGUACAACGUAGCCGCCAUAGUAUAACGAAGGCUGGAGCUGCUUCUAUGUGCGCCACCACACGAACACGCGGCACCUUCAUCUAAUAGCACCUCUUACUAAGGUGUGGAUACACAACUUGAACUGCAGAUCAGAGUAUUGACACCAAAGAUGUGAUUGAUGGGAUAUUUCAGCCGCUUGUCUAUAAUAAUUCAGCGAGUCAGAAAAUCUAAAAUAACUACGUUAACACAUAAGAUAGGAUAUAUUACGCUAUAAAAUGAUGGACGAUUUAAAUCAUUAAUGCUACAGUAACUAACGAGUAAAAGUCAUCACAUAGGUUUAACUGAGUUUUGGUCCACUCUGAAUAAUCUUCACCUCUUAAGAAAUCACUUAUAGAUUUUAUGAUCUUAAUAGAUGUGUGACUGUGAUUGAUGUGAUGCAUUGAUGAUCUUAGGGGCAUGUUCUGCCCCUUUAGCAUUUUACCUUCACCUGUGAAGUUGCAAGGACGUAGAGUCUGAAAAGCACAGAAGUAGUCUUUUUACCACAGUAACCGGAUGGUUUUAACAUUUGUACCAUUUCAGAAAUGCUUGUAAACAGUUGAGCUAACUCUGUUUAAAAUUUCAAGCUUUUGUCAUGAUGGUUUGGAAAUAAAAAUGAAGAAGACACUAAUUUUA
Molecule: messenger RNA, 2686 nt
Organism: Betta splendens (Siamese fighting fish)
Lineage: Eukaryota; Metazoa; Chordata; Actinopteri; Anabantiformes; Osphronemidae
Product: homer protein homolog 3-like
Exons: 11
Coding region: 461-1552 (363 amino acids)
Biological process (GO): G protein-coupled glutamate receptor signaling pathway; regulation of store-operated calcium entry
Cellular component (GO): plasma membrane; postsynaptic density; dendrite
Molecular function (GO): G protein-coupled glutamate receptor binding
Source: RefSeq, a predicted model, not a curated record